GAUUCUAAAAAUAAAGAAACUACAGGACAAAAAUAGAAUGUGCAGUUUCCUGGAACUGUUCUUUCGCGGUGUUGGAUGCACGACGUCGAUGUGCUUUUUGCAAGCACAGACGUAAGUGACAGAUAGUCCAAUGUGUUUGUCUGGUUGAUGUGUGACGGGGGAUUACUGAUCAUGUAUAAAAGGAGUAGAAAAAACCUGCUGUGCCAACUAAAACUCAACAGCAACAAACCAAAAGCACUUUUCUCAAUAACCUUUUUCUCAACAAAACACAUCAGCCAUGAAGUUCACUGCGCUUGCGACCCUCUUCCUCGCUACUAUUUCUCCGCUAGCGAGCGCCUAUCCUGUCCAGAAGGCUGAUACCGUCAACUGCCGCUCCAGCCCCAGCACCUCGGGCAAGGUGGUCAAGACCUACAAGAAGGAUGCUGACGUAAAGAUCACCUGCCAGGUCUCGGGACAGAACAUCCAGGGCAACUCGCUGUGGGACAAGACCCAGGAUGGCUGCUAUGUUGCUGACUACUACAUCAAGACUGGCAAGAACGGCUAUGUUGCCAAGCAGUGCAGCGGCGGUGGUUCAUCUGGUGGUGGCGGCAGCAGCGGCGGUGGCAGCUCUGGGUCGGCUGGACCUAUGACCAACGACUACCCGUACAAGAGCAACUGCGGUCCUGUCGAUAAGUGGAACUACUUCAAGUGCCAGUGCACAUCGUUUGCUGCCUGGCGCAUCAACUCGCGCCUGGGAAUCAACUUCCACAACCGCUACAAGGGCAAGGCAUGGGGAAAUGCCAACCAGUGGGACGAUGCAGCGCGUGCCUCGGGUGUCAAGGUCGACGGUACUCCGACUCCUGGUUCCAUUGCGCAGACCAACCAGGGCGGCGGCGGCUUUGGGCAUGUUGCUUGGGUCGCUAAGGUGUCGGGCAACAAUGUUGUGAUUGAGGAGUACAACUACCGUGUCCGCAGGGGCUACGGGACGCGUACUGUUCCCAAGAGUGCCUUCAACUAUAUCCACCUCAAGAACUAAAAUUUCCUUAUAUUUCUCUUUCUGUAAGAUAUUUUACAAUCACAGCCCAUUUCACACUAGUUCUUGUCAGCAUCAAGUCCUGCGCUAUUUUCUGGAAGGACAUGCAGCUGCCGUUAAAACACCAGUGCCUUUACCAAAUGUUCAGAAGCAGAAUUUUGUUUUAUUUUGAAUUCCGCCAGGUCGCAUGCGGACUGUCUUGCAGAACUGCUGUGCAUGAGAAACCACGAAUCCCAUUUUCUCCAAUAGAAAAGUGAUGAUGCAGCAUUGAUAUGCACAACAAGUGUGCCGCUCAUGUCCGCUUACAAAGCAGCCACAUAUCUCUAGUCCGCACACCUCCCCCUUUUUCUUCAUGAUAUGGC
Linderina pennispora is the source of this 1374-nucleotide messenger RNA. RefSeq names its product CHAP-domain-containing protein. The transcript has a single exon. Lineage: Eukaryota; Fungi; Kickxellomycota; Kickxellomycetes; Kickxellales; Kickxellaceae. Bases 278 to 1015 code for a protein of 245 amino acids. The record is from RefSeq and is a predicted model, not a curated record.